AUGUUCAAGCACUUCGUUACGUUUGGAAAACUUCGCUCGGCUUUGCACUUCGUCGCUUUAGUAAGAUCAAUCUGUCUCCCCCGGAACUUCUACGUCGAAAGAACCAAAAUGGAGAAACAAGUUGAGAACACCGACUUCUAUGCGAACUACCACGGGCACACCGUGAACGACCUGAAACAGCUCGUGCGAAUAUUGCGAGGAAAAAUCCCCCCUCCCCAUAUCGAAGAGGACAUUUGUGAUGCUGGAUUUGCAUACACAAAUCGACUUGCAUUGCUAGAAGGCCAAAAGACGCAGCUGUGGCCUGAAUUGUAGGCAAUUUGUCAUGCUGCUUCCCUCUUCCAGUUGCCUCCUGUCAUGCUGAAGAUGCAAGGCUUUCCAACGCCAGCCAGCACUACAGUCCGCAUCCUUUGCCCUCUAGCAUGACAACGUGAUUUGUGGUCGCAAAUCAGCAACACAAAUUUUCGUUUUGAUAUGGGGAGGGGGCAUUUUUCCUUUUGAUAGCGAAAUCUGCGCAGCGCGGGGAGGCGCCGGUUCAUCUUAUCAAAUGCAAAAGCGUCUGGGUCUGGAAGAAUGCAAGACUUGUCAUGCAUAUUUCUCAUGACCCAUGAUGCCUGUAAUGCUUGAACUAGCAUGGCAGACUUUUAGAGGGCUUCCUGAUGCACCUUCCGCAUGAGAAAUGGCCUGUCUGUGUAGCAAAAGCUGUGCCCAUCUUGCUGGCUAUGCAAUACAAAUUUUUUUACAGUCGAGAAACAGCAUGACAAGUUGCAAUCUUCCAGACCCAGACAUAUUUUCAAUGCAUACAUCUACCUGAUGGGCGAUAGCACGCUGGACAACAAACACUGGCUGUAUCCGCCUUCCCGCUUGGGCAAAAGUCGGCGGGCGUUGGAAGAUCCGAGGUGUGGGGCCGCGGCCUGUAACGGAUACGAACAGGCGCUGUCAGCGCCGAAGCGGAGCGUGAUGGACGUCGCCUAUUGGGUGAAUCGAGCCGUUCUGGCGGAUGUUAAAAAUUCAUCUGGUGCAGUCAACAAGACGAGCGGAGGACCCGGUGUCAACAAGACGAGCGGAGGGGGAGAGGAACAAAGCGCCGCGGAGGUCCAGAGUGAAGAUCCGUCUGCUAGAGAGAGCACAACGACCUCCUCCCCGCCGUACGUGUGUGUGAAUGCAGCGAUCGAAGAGUCGACACUGGGCGGCCGGUCGGGGAACACGCUUCUGCCGCAGGACCGUUUUGUCUCGCACGCACUCACGGAGGAGGACGUAAUUGUGGUUUCGGCCGGCGGGAACGACAUUGCCCUCGCGCCCGGGUUCCUCACGGUUGUGAACAUUUUGUCCGCACUGCUGUACUCGACCACUGUCGGGCAAAAGGAAAACGGGUACGCGCCCGGCCUGGCGCAUUUCGUGAACCUGUUCGGAAAGCAGACGGAGGGUUUUUUGUUGAAUGUGUUGCAGGGGAAACGACCGAAGGUGGUGGUGGUGUGCAUGUUGUACUUUCUGAACACGGAUAGUAACCAGGCGAGCUGGGCCAACGGAACCUUGGGGAUCCUCAAGUACAACUCGCAGCCGGAAAUCCUGCAGGGCUUCAUCCGCUACGUCUUCCAUCACGGCACGAAAAACGUCAAGAUCCCGGGCGUCACGGUCGUGCCGCUGCCUCUGUUCGACACGCUGGACGGAUCCGAUACGCGCGACUACGUGGCCCGCGUGGAGCCCAGCGUCGUGGGGGGGAAGAAACUAGGCUUCGCGAUUUGGAACGCCGUGAAAACGGGGCUUAAUCUGCAGGAGCCCGCGCGGACCUCCACAAUGGAGGAGUUUUUGUCUGCGGGGGAAGAUGUAGAUGAGGGGGUACCAGAGGGUUGACACUAUCUAAGUACCGAUCCUGCAAGAAGAACUUGUGUUUCAUAUCACCAACUAAGAUCUUCACGAGCUGGUUCCACCUGCCCCAAGAUUUUCGAAUUUUCUGCGUGAUGAUCCGCAUAGACCUAGGUAGGCUGCCACAACGAAAAUACACGACCGUGAAUUCCAUUGGUUUUGAAACUGACAGGAGCGUGUUCGGCAUUUUUUCGUGUUUGAUCACCAAAUUGUGCCCGUCUAGUGCUCGCUUGAUCUGGAUCUUCACCGCCUAUACCUAGAAAUAAGUCUACUUCUGCUCCCGUGUUUCGAAAUAAUUUCUGCACUCGACACGGAAUUCAAUGCGCGACUUUUGUGUGAUCAAAUUUGGAGCCCUAUCCACCCAUG
Amoebophrya sp. A120 is the source of this 2229-nucleotide messenger RNA. The record is from the annotation of a GenBank genome assembly. NCBI's taxonomy places the organism in Eukaryota, Dinophyceae, Syndiniales, Amoebophryaceae.